AUGAAAGAUGCUAUAAGUGGCGACGCGAAUGGCUUUCCACAAAAAUCAUAAAAUAUUCUUGAAAACAGCCUCUUCCUCCAACGCCUCUUCCCUGCAACCUUCCCUGAUUGUUAAUUGGAUCUUCAUGAGUUCAAAAACCACUGGAGCAUACUUGGUUUCCUGUGAAUCGGGAAACAAGAACAACCUCUUCUGCUGGAUUUUGGUCUGCUUGCUGCCGAAAUAUUUGGGAACUCCGUUUGCCUACAUUAACUUUCUCUUGAUUCAAGCCAUUGAUAGGAGUCCAUCAGCAGUGGGGGUAUUGGGGAACUUCGGGGCGAUUAAUCUAUUAUAGUCUUUGUUGGUUUUGGUCAUCAGCAUAUUUAGAUCCCUUAUUUUUCGUUGAGUGGUGAAAAAUGGUUUCCUCUCAGUUUUCUGGUUUCGCGUACAAACCAUUGCAGACUCAGUUUCUCUUUCCUGCGAACCUUCCUGAUUCAGUAAACACGGAUCAUAUUGAGCUAGAUUUCUCUGAUGUAUUUGGUCCAGUUGCGGUUCCGACCUCAGUAGAAGUGAAUAACGAUGAUUCCACUGAUGCUGAGCCUGCAGAAGAAUCAAGUGAGCUGGUUUAUGAUGACCCAGCUGUCAUUUACACCCGCUCACAUUCUCUGGUUGGCCCUUCUAGUUGUGUUAGUCAAUCUCUGAAGCUUGGCAAACUCACCAUACAUGAGACUGAGGAUUCAUUGGAACUAGUGGACCAUGUCACUCGGGAGAUCAUUAAAGACGUCAAAGAAUCUUCCUUUGACAAUGUUAUCAUCGAGGAAUCUUUGAAAGAUGAAGAUGGGAAUCUCAUGAAGAUCCAGAGAGUUAGCAUUGAAGAUUUUGAGAUUUUGAAGGUUGUGGGGCAGGGUGCAUUUGCAAAGGUAUACCAGGUUAGGAAAAAGGGUACUUCAGAAAUAUAUGCCAUGAAGGUAAUGCGGAAGGACAAAAUUGUGGAGAAGAAUCAUGCUGAAUACAUGAAGGCUGAGAGGGACAUUUUGACAAAGAUAGAGCACCCCUAUAUUGUACAACUCAGAUACUCUUUUCAGACAAAAUACAGAUUGUAUCUUGUUCUGGAUUUCGUAAAUGGGGGCCAUCUCUUCUUUCAACUUUAUCACCAGGGACUUUUCAGAGAGGAUCUAGCCCGCAUAUACGCAGCUGAGAUUGUUUCUGCAGUUUCGCAUCUCCAUUCAAAUGGAAUAAUGCACAGGGAUCUAAAACCUGAAAACAUCCUACUAGAUGCUGAUGGCCAUGUUAUGUUGACUGAUUUUGGCUUAGCAAAACAAUUUGAAGAGAGUACAAGAUCUAAUUCAAUGUGUGGAACAUUAGAGUACAUGGCACCUGAAAUUAUUCUUGGCCAGGGCCAUGACAAAGCUGCUGAUUGGUGGAGUGUAGGCAUCCUAUUGUUUGAGAUGCUUACUGGAAAGCCGCCCUUCUGUGGUGGGAACCGUGAGAAAAUUCAGAAGAAGAUAGUCAAAGACAAGAUUAAGCUGCCAGCAUAUUUGUCAAGCGAAGCUCAUUCACUGUUGAAAGGGCUGCUACAGAAGGAGGCAAGUAAACGCAUUGGUAGUGGACCUAGGGGGAUUGAGGAAAUUAAAGGCCACAAGUGGUUUAAACCAAUCAAUUGGAAAAAGUUGGAUGCACGAGAAAUCCAACCAAGCUUUCGACCUGAAGUAGCUGGGAAGCACUGUGUUGCCAACUUUGAGAAGCGCUGGACUGAUAUGCCUGUUGUGGACUCGCCAGCAGCCAGCCCAAAUGGUGGAAACCCCUUCAAGGACUUCUCUUAUGUGAGGCCUGCGGCAUCUUUUCUUCACAACAAUAGCCCUGCUUACUAACUUGACACCUUGCGUUGGCAUUGGCUUAAGAUGGAUGCACAUUUUCUAUAAUAGUUUUCUUCUUAUGAGGUAGUUGCAUGUAUUUGGGUGCGUGAACAGUGGUACAGUGUCACGGGAAUUCCCAACAAGGAACAUUUUCUUGUGACCUUAGAAGUUGUGUGAACUUUGCAGGUUGUGAGUUUCUUAUUUAGUGCCUUGCGGCUCUACAAUUGCGUUGAGCUGACUUGCUAGAACUUGUGAUGUGGAGAAAAUAAAUUGCUUUAUGCUAUACACUUUUAAAAAAUACGUAGU
Gastrolobium bilobum is the source of this 2138-nucleotide messenger RNA. Its product is annotated as serine/threonine-protein kinase AtPK2/AtPK19-like. The coding region runs from base 393 to 1847 and encodes 484 amino acids. Gene Ontology annotation, molecular function: ATP binding; protein serine/threonine kinase activity. Gene Ontology annotation, biological process: protein phosphorylation. The transcript has 7 exons. The record is from RefSeq and is a predicted model, not a curated record. Lineage: Eukaryota; Viridiplantae; Streptophyta; Magnoliopsida; Fabales; Fabaceae.